GGUCACAGGGCGUUAAAGAAUGGCGGAUGAUCGGAAAGAUGAAGCAAAGGCGCCUCACUGGACCUCAGCUCAACUAACAGAGGCGUCUGCACACCCACAUCCACCUGAGAUUAAAGAUCAAGAUGGGGCAGGGGAAGAACUUGUCCGAAGCGCUAAUGGAUUCCCAUACAGAGAGGAUGAAGAGGGUGCCUUUGGAGAGCACGGGCCAGAGGGCACCUAUUCAGAUACCAAAGAGAAUGGGAUUAAUGGAGAGCUGAGCUCAGCCGAUAGAGAAACAGCAGAGGAGGUAUCUGCAAGGAUAGUUCAAGUAGUCACUGCUGAAGCUGUAGCCGUCCUGAAAGGCGAACAAGAAAAAGAAGCUCAACAUAAAGACCAACCUGCAGCUCUGCCUUUAGCAGCUGAAGAGACAGCUAAUCUGCCUCCUUCUCCACCUCCAUCACCCGCCUCAGAACAGACUGUCACAGUAGAGGAAGGUUUAUUUACAGCCUUGAAGAUGGAGUUCCGUGAUCAACAGGAAUUGAGUCCUUCUACAGAUGAGCCAUUAGACCAGAAAGCAGAGGAGUCAGAAAAGCAAAUUAAGCCUGGUGAAGACCUUGAAAAUGCUGCCUUAGUUUCUCAGCCUGAGACAACUAAAACAUCCCCUGAUGAAAAGGACGUGCAAGGCAAAGAAGAAGAAAAAGCACUUCCCAGUCUAUUUGCCAGUCCAGAAGACUUAAAACAGAAGACAGAACCAAGCCUAGUAGUAGCUGGCAUUGGCGUCCCUACAGAGCCUCCAGCUCAAAAAGAGCAGAAGGAUUGGUUCAUUGAAAUGCCAAUGGAAGCCAAAAAGGAUGAGUGGGGUUUAGUUGCUCCAAUAUCUCCUGGUCCCCUAACACCUAUGAAGGAAAAAGAUGUGCUUGACGAUAUCCCAAAAUGGGAAGGGAAACAAUUUGACUCUCCCAUGCCAAGUCCCUUUCAAGGUGGAAGCUUCACUCUUCCUUUAGAUGUCUUGAAGAAUCAAAUAGUUCCAACAACAUCACCCUUUUCACCUGUCCUAUUACAGCCAGAUAAAAAAUCUCUAGAAGAAGCCAGCGGCCCAGAGACUGCCAAAGAUACUUCUAAAGUUGAAGAGCCCCUUAAGGAUAAACCUGACAAAACAGCAGAAACACCAGCCUCAGCGGAAAUUACCUCACACAAAGACACUGACAUUUCUAUUAUGGAAGAAUGUAUCACAGAGAAAGUUUCAGGAGAAGAAAAGGGGGCCAUAGAGGAAGAAAGUAUGCAGAAAAAAGAGACUUCCACCCCCAGUGGACAGGAACCUAUUCUUACUGAAAAGGAAACUCAGCUAAAGUUUGAAGAAAAAAUUACCAUCCCUGACAAAGAAGCUGUGCCAAAAGAGAGCGAACCUCCCAAAUUGACAGAUGAUGAAACAAGCAUAACUCAGACCACCACAGAGCAUACUAUCUCAAAAGAAGAACAGAAAGGUCAAGAGCCUACCACAGAUAUGUUAAAACAGGACUUGUUCCCUCUAAGUUUGGAGCAAGAAGUUACAGAUUCAGCCCUGACCUCUAAAACAUUGGAGAAAGUGUUGACUGAACCAUGUGCACUAAGUGAAAAGAGUUCAAUCCAGGAACUUUUUGAAGAGAAAGUUGCUGACAAAGAUAAGGUUGAAAGGGUUGGGGCUGCAGCAUCAUCUGAGCUUGACAUGCCAUUUUAUGAAGAUAAGUCAGGAAUGUCCAAGUACUUUGAAACAUCUGCCUUGAAAGAAGAAGUGACAAAAAGCACUCAGCCAGGCAGUGAUUACUAUGAACUGAGUGACACAAGAGAAAGUGCCCAAGAGUCUUUUGAUACUAUAGCUCCCACUUAUAAAAAUGGCGAGGAGGAAACUCAGGCAGGAAAGGAACCCCAACCCCAUGCUGCAGCACAAGAAACAGGGUACAGUACGCUUGCCCAGAGUUAUCCAUCUGAGUUACCCGAGGAACCCAGUUCUCCUCAAGAAAGAAUGUUCACUAUUGAUCCAAAAGUAUAUGGGGAGAAAAGGGAUCUCCAUAGUAAGAAUAAGGAUGAUUUGACACUAAGCAGAAGUUUAGGACUUGGUGGUAGGUCUGCAAUAGAGCAAAGAAGCAUGUCAAUCAAUUUGCCCAUGUCUUGCCUUGAUUCCAUAGCCCUUGGAUUUAACUUUGGUCGGGGGCAUGAUCUUUCUCCUCUGGCUUCUGAUAUUCUGACCAACACGAGUGGAAGUAUGGAUGAAGGGGAUGAUUACCUUCCCGCCACAACACCUGCACUGGAGAAAGCCCCUUGCUUCCCAAUAGAAAACAAAGAGGAAGAAGAAAAGAUAGAGGAAGAAAAAGCUACAGGAGAGGAAAAUAUUCACGCUGACACAACAUGUGAGUCACCUUUCCUAGCCAAAGAUUAUUAUAAAAAUGGGACUGUCAUGGCCCCUGACUUGCCGGAAAUGCUAGAUCUGGCAGGCACAAGGUCAAGAUUAGCUUCCGUUAGUGCAGACGCUGAGGUUGCAAGGAGGAAAUCAGUCCCAUCUGAGACUGUGAUCGAGGAGGGUACUGGUUUGCCCUCAGUGACUGAUGAAAACCACGUCAUUGUAAAAACAGACAGUCAGCUGGAAGACCUGGGCUACUGUGUGUUCAAUAAAUAUACAGUCCCACUCCCAUCACCUGUUCAAGACAGUGAGAAUUUGUCAGGGGAGAGUGGUUCCUUUUAUGAAGGCACUGAUGAUAAAGUUCGAAGAGAUUUAGCCACAGACCUUUCUUUGAUUGAAGUCAAACUGGCAGCUGCAGGAAGAGUCAAAGAUGAGUUUAGCACCGAGAAAGAAACAUCCCCACAUAUGUCAGGACUGGGUAGGGAGUUUGAUCAGGAAAAGAAAGUGAAUGAUAAGCUGGAUACUGUACUAGAAAAAAGUGAAGAACAAGUUGAUUCAAAAGCACAUGCCACAACAACAGAAGAGGCUGGUGAUAAAGUCGAAACAGUUGAAUUAGGAGUCACUGAUGAACAACCUUUGGCCAAAGAACCGGCAGUAUCAAAAGAUACACCACCACCCAUGGCUGAGAAAGCAGAGGAAGGUCUGAGCUCAGUACCAGAGGUGGUUGAGGUAGAACCAUCCAAAAAAGCUGAACCAGAACUGGAUUUUGCUGCAGAGAAAGCUGACCAGGGUCAAUUAGAUGUUCAAAUCAGUGACUUUGAGCAGACACCCGCGGAGCUAACCGUGGAUGCUGGAAUGGUAACAGAGCUUGAACUCGAGGAGACACAACAGGACCUGGCCCCCUCAUCCAAAGUGCCUCAGGAGGCAGAUGCGUUUAUGGAUGUUGAGUCUGUCCACAUGAAAGAAGGCACCAAAGUGAGUGAGACAGAAGUCAAAGAGAAGGUGGCCAAGCCUGACUUGGUACACCAGGAGGCCGUAGACAAAGAGGAAUCCUAUGAGUCUAGUGGUGAGCAUGAAAGCCUGACCAUGGAGUCCUUGAAACCUGAUGAGGGCAAGAAGGAAACAUCCCCAGAGUCUUCUCUAAUUCAAGACGAGAUUGCCAUCAAGUUGUCAGUGGAAAUACCCUGUGCAGCUGCUGUUUCAGAGGCUGAUUUAGCCACAGAUGAAAGAGCCGAUGUCCAGAUGGAAUUUAUUCAGCUGCCAAAAGAAGAAAGCAAAGAGACCCCAGAUAUAUCUAUCACACCCUCAGAUGUUACAGAGCCGUUGCUUGAAGGGAUCGUGUCUGAACCAGCAGAGGCUCAGAGUGAGGAAGAAGAGAUAGAAGCCCAGGGAGAAUACGAUAAGCUGCUCUUUCGCUCAGACACCCUUCAGAUUACCGACCUGGGUGUCCCAGGUGUCAGGGAGGAAUUCGUGGAGACCUGCCCUGGUGAACACAAAGGAGUAAUUGAGUCAGUUGUAACCAUUGAGGAUGAUUUCAUAACUGUAGUGCAAACCACAACCGACGAAGGGGAGUCUGGUUCCCAUAGUGUGCGUUUUGCAGCCCUAGAGCAGCCUGAGGUGGAAAGGAGACCUUCUCCUCAUGAUGAAGAAGAACUUGAAGUAGAAGAGGCAGCUGAAGCCCAGGCAGAACCCAAGGAUGGCUCCCCAGAGGCUCCGGCUUCCCCUGAGAGAGAAGAGGUUGCACUCUCAGAAUAUAAGACAGAAACCUACGACGAAUACAAAGACGAGACCACCAUUGAUGACUCCAUCAUGGAUGCUGACAGCCUCUGGGUGGACACUCAAGAUGAUGAUAGGAGCAUCAUGACAGAACAGUUAGAAACUAUUCCUAAAGAGGAGAAAGCUGAAAAGGAAGCUCGGAGAUCAUCUCUUGAGAAACAUAGAAAAGAAAAGCCCUUUAAAACCGGGAGAGGCAGAAUUUCCACUCCUGAAAGAAAAAUAGCUAAAAAGGAACCUAGCACAGUCUCCAGAGAUGAAGUGAGAAGGAAAAAAGCAGUUUAUAAGAAGGCUGAACUUGCUAAAAAAACAGAAGUUCAGGCCCACUCUCCCUCCAGGAAAUUCAUUUUAAAACCUGCUAUCAAAUAUACUAGACCAACUCAUCUCUCCUGUGUUAAGCGGAAAACGACAGCAGCAGGUGGUGAAUCAGCUCAGGCUCCUGGUGUAUUUAAACAGGCAAAGGACAAAGUCUCUAAUUCUACCUUGUCAAAGAUUCCUGCCUUACAGGGUAGCACAAAGUCCCCAAGAUACAGCUCAGCCUGCCCUAGUACGACUAAAAGGGCUACAUUUUCUGACAGUUUUUUAAUGCAGCCCAACUCAGCGGGCUCCACAGACCGUUUGCCAUACUCAGAAUCAGGGAACAAGGAUGGAGUUACCAGGAGCCCGGAAAAGCGCUCUUCUUUGCCAAGACCCUCCUCCAUCCUCCCUCCUCGCCGAGGCGUGUCAGGAGACAGAGAUGAGAAUUCCUUCUCUCUUAAUAGCUCCAUCUCUUCUUCAGCACGACGGACCACUAGGUCAGAGCCAAUUCGCAGAGCAGGAAAAAGUGGCACCUCAACACCCACUACCCCUGGAUCAACCGCCAUCACUCCUGGCACACCACCAAGUUAUUCUUCACGCACACCAGGCACUCCUGGAACCCCUAGCUACCCCAGGACCCCACACACACCAGGAACCCCCAAAUCUGCCAUCUUGGUGCCCAGUGAGAAGAAGGUCGCCAUCAUACGUACUCCUCCAAAAUCUCCCGCUACUCCCAAGCAGCUUCGGCUUAUUAACCAGCCACUGCCAGACCUGAAAAAUGUCAAGUCCAAAAUCGGAUCAACUGACAACAUCAAAUACCAGCCUAAAGGCGGGCAGGUUAGAAUUUUAAACAAGAAGAUCGAUUUUAGCAAGGUUCAGUCCAGAUGUGGUUCCAAGGAUAACAUCAGACAUUCUGCUGGGGGUGGAAAUGUACAAAUUGUUACCAAGAAGAUAGAUCUAAGCCAUGUGACAUCCAAAUGUGGUUCUCUGAAGAACAUCCGCCACAGGCCAGGUGGUGGGCGUGUGAAAAUCGAGAGUGUAAAACUGGAUUUCAAAGAAAAGGCCCAAGCUAAAGUCGGUUCACUGGACAAUGCUCACCAUGUCCCUGGAGGCGGUAAUGUCAAGAUUGACAGCCAGAAAUUGAACUUCAGAGAGCAUGCAAAGGCCCGUGUGGACCAUGGGGCUGAGAUCAUUACGCAGUCCCCAGGCAGAUCCAGCGUGGCAUCACCCCGACGACUCAGCAACGUCUCCUCUUCUGGAAGCAUCAACCUGCUCGAAUCCCCUCAGCUUGCCACUUUGGCUGAGGAUGUCACUGCUGCACUCGCUAAGCAGGGCUUGUGAAUAUUUCUCAUUUAGCAUUGAAGUCAUAAUAUUUAGGCAUGAGCUCUUGGCAGGAGUGGGCUCUGAGCAGGUGUUAUACUCGUUCUUUACAAACCAUAAAAUAAAUAAUCUUAUCCCCAAACUGUAGUAAUUGUUACAAUUUUAUAAAAAAAAAAAAAAAAUGAAUAGAAUAUGCAGAAAUUGACCUGAUUUCCAUUUGCAACAGGAAGACACUGGCUUUACAUGGGUACAAUCAGAUAAUUAUUUUUGCUCUGCUCUGUUUUGCAUGGAGUAUUAUGAUUUUAAAAGUUGCAUUUUUACCUUUCAUGUGCCUGAAGGCUAUCCAUUACAUCCUGAAGGGCCUUGUUAAAAUCCAUGCUGCUCAUUUCACUGUUCUGUUUAUGGGUGAAAAAAUAAAAGCCACCCACAGUAACUUAUUACAGGUUAAAUUAAACCACGAAGUCUGAUUGUAGGAAGGGAAGAGCAUGUAAGAAAUAACCAGUUUUUUAAAAGUGUUAUUUUGUAUAAAUGGGAAGAAAGAUUCAAUUAAGUUAUUAACAUUUGGGACCUGGAUAAUUAUAUCAGAGUAUAAGUGAAUCCAAUAAAUUAUUUAACUAAUUAAAAAAUAGUUACAAAGCAUUUGAGCGGUUUUUGAGAAAGUGGCAUGAAAGUGCAUCUCUUAGGAUUAAAGCGCUUUCAUUAUGAUGGACUUGUGUCUGAUUAGAAUGUCAGGUGAUCGGCUAGAUUUGUGUCCACACUACCAGUUUCAUACCCCCUUCCAUCUGUUUGAUACAGUAUUAUAUAUAUAAAUAUAUAUAUAUUUCUCUGUGGCCAUUUGUGAUACUUCCUCAUAUACUUGAAUAUUAUACUUCUUUAUUCACAG
Messenger RNA from Loxodonta africana (African savanna elephant), 6629 nucleotides. RefSeq names its product microtubule associated protein 2 (gene MAP2). Lineage: Eukaryota; Metazoa; Chordata; Mammalia; Proboscidea; Elephantidae. Gene Ontology annotation, biological process: microtubule cytoskeleton organization; neuron projection development. Gene Ontology annotation, molecular function: microtubule binding. Gene Ontology annotation, cellular component: neuron projection. Bases 20 to 5767 code for a protein of 1915 amino acids. The transcript is spliced from 14 exons. The record is from RefSeq and is a predicted model, not a curated record.